AAUUAAAUACAGUAAUAGGCAAAGGAUGUAAAGAGAGAGAGAAUGUCAUUGAUGGAUGCUGGUUAUGUGGUGCUUUUGAUUUACUAAAUGCUUGUGUGUCAAAAUCUGUGAUGCACACACCCUGAGCAAAUGAUGCAAAUGUAUGUAAAACUGGAGUGAUGUAACUUCUGGGUGGGGUUUCUUUUUCGGGGAAUGAAAGUUAAUGACAAUGGAGAGAGAUUGUGAAGAAAACGAAACUCUACUGUACAUAAAUAGGAGAGAGAAGCAGAAAUUAAAGACUGAAGAGAAGAAUCCAGAACUGACACCUCCGUCAAGCCUCUCAUGCUAUGGGUGCUGCGCUCUUCAGUCAACCUUCAAGUUUACUAUCCGACACAACCACAAUGACUACACCCGUGGUCAUCUCUCGCCACCUUCACUGCCCCAUCUGCAAGAACCUGCUGACAGAUCCGGUCUCAACCACCUGUGGACACACCUUCUGCAAGGACUGUCUGGACAAGCACAUCAGCAUAACCGAGCUGCAGUGCCCUCUUUGCCAGGAGCCUGUGACCACCAAACCCUCCAUCAACGAAGCCAUCGAAGCCCUGCUGCGAGAGUUUCGACAGACUCAGCUACCCAACCUAGACCUCUUCUGUGGAGAAAGAGACGCGAUUCCGUGCGACGUCUGUGACGAACACCUCACGUUUAAAGCCGUGAAGUCCUGCCUGAUCUGUCUGCUCUCCUUCUGCGAUGAGCACCUGAAGCCUCACCAGUCUAUGGCAAGAUUCAAGGGCCAUAAGCUGGUGAAUCCUGUGGAGAAGCUGGAUCAGAGAGCGUGCAAUACGCACGGCAGACCUCUGCAGCUCUACUGCAGACGUGACGAGCGCUGCAUCUGCGCCUUGUGUGUGAAGACGGGUGGAGACGUGGUACCUGUGGAGUCAGAGAGAGAGAGGAGACAGGCCGUGCAGCAAAAUACUAUUGAGGUGAUGGAAAGGAUGAUCAAUAAGAGGGAAGACAAACGUGAGAAGCUUAAGGAAUCAGCUGCAAAAUACCAGUACUCAGAAAGCUUAGUGUGUGUUUGUACAGGCCGUGCAGCAAAAUACUAUUGA
Molecule: messenger RNA, 1085 nt
Organism: Sinocyclocheilus anshuiensis
Lineage: Eukaryota; Metazoa; Chordata; Actinopteri; Cypriniformes; Cyprinidae
Product: tripartite motif-containing protein 47
Exons: 5
Coding region: 327-1085 (252 amino acids)
Molecular function (GO): zinc ion binding
Source: RefSeq, a predicted model, not a curated record